AUGGGAAGUGUGACUGACGUCCAAGAGGGCACGUUGGAAAACGUGGAUGCCCCUAUGGGAACUCCGGUUCCUGCUGCCGUUGUGAGUUCGCCCCAUGGAGGUGAAGAUACAGAAUCGACCAAGGAAGUGGGAGAGGAAGCUGGACAGCCUCCAAAGAGAGAAUUUACUGAGAGUUCUGUGCCUGAGGUGGAUUCAGUGCCUACCAAGAAACUGAAGGAGGACCUUUCGGAACGGAUCCCCGCUUUAUUAGUGAAAGUGGAGGAAGGAUUCUCCCUGACUGGAGAGGCACGCCAAUCAGUUAAACAACACUUGGAGCUGCAUCGACAGGUCGCUAUGGACUUGCAGAACUUAGCGAGUGAGUACCAUCAAGACCGGACAUCUUCAAAGUACUCUCUGGCUCAGAUCCAGUCGCUCAUCGAGAAGAUGAGUAUGCAUACCAGCUUAAAGCAGGUGGCAGCCUUACCAGAGGGCGUGCCUGCAGCGCCAAGUGUGGAGACCGGGAACUUAGAAGUUGAGGCAAAGGAGUCAGCUGAUGCAGGGGAAAGAAACUUUCCCGUAGAGACAGAGGAGGGUAAGCGCACAGAGAUCAAUGCAGAGGGAGAAAAUGAACCACCCAACAAACGACCUACGGUGGAGUUGGAAGAUGAAAUCCGCGAGCUUUUGAGCAAAGUCACUGAGGGGUUCAGUUUGACGAAAUCUGCCUUAGAGAAGGUGCAACAGCACCUUGAUCUUUCCAAGGCCACUUCCUCAGAUCUCUCCCAACUGGCAGCUGAAUUCCAUCACGAAACUGUCAGCGCCAAAUACAGCCUGAGUCAAAUACAGGCCUUAUUGACCGCAAUGCAAAACCUGGAUUGGCAGCUGACGGGCAGUAAGUCCGAAAGCCAUACCACGGUGAAAUCGAUCCUGAACAAGCUGCUGAACCAAAAUACCAAUGCUGCGGGUCAUCUGAAGGCCAUCAGGGAUGAUCUCAAAGGAGGGCUAGAAGCCAUCUUGAAAGCUUUGACGGAAGGGUUUGGCGAUUUGAGCACAGCAUUUGCUGCGGCAGGAAUUGCUGGAAUGGGACCUGGACCUGGAGCUGCGGCACCAAGCGUCCCACAGUACGGGCAGCCGGAUUGUGGAUCAACUGGAUCCGCAUCAGGGUUUCCACCAGCUCCUGUGCCGCCUAUGACCGCCGCAGGCAAGGCGCAUGCACCGCCGACUGCCGCAGUCAUUCCUGCGAUACACCAAGUAAUCAUAGCUGAUGGUGCGACUGUGGCCGUGUAG
Molecule: messenger RNA, 1263 nt
Organism: Cladocopium goreaui
Lineage: Eukaryota; Dinophyceae; Suessiales; Symbiodiniaceae
Source: the annotation of a GenBank genome assembly